Messenger RNA from Salarias fasciatus (jewelled blenny), 2266 nucleotides. RefSeq names its product DENN/MADD domain containing 6B (gene dennd6b). The coding region runs from base 88 to 1812 and encodes 574 amino acids. The transcript is spliced from 20 exons. Gene Ontology annotation, cellular component: recycling endosome. NCBI's taxonomy places the organism in Eukaryota, Metazoa, Chordata, Actinopteri, Blenniiformes, Blenniidae. The record is from RefSeq and is a predicted model, not a curated record. Gene Ontology annotation, molecular function: guanyl-nucleotide exchange factor activity.
GGGCCUCUGUCUGAGCCCGCAGCGGGACUCUGUGAUGGAGAACCGGGCAGGGAACCGCGGAGGUGUCGGUGCUCUGAUCCGGUCGCGAUGAACCCGUUCGACGGCCCCGGUUCUCCCAGAGCCGGGGAGGCGGAGGACGGCGCGGACAGCCGCGGUCCGUGGACGCGCUUCUCCGCCUGGCUGGAGUGCGUGUGCGUGGUUACGUUCGACCUGGAGCUGGGUCAGGCGAUCGAGCUGGUUUAUCCUCAGGAUGUGAAACUGACUGAAAAAGAGAAAACCAGCAUCUGCUACCUGUCGUUCCCAGAUUCAUACUCAGGAUGUCUUGGGGACACGCAGUUCAGCUUCAGGUUGCGUCAGUCGGUCGGCCGCAGAGCGUCGAGGUCCAGAGACGACGUUUACAACCGAGAGGCUCCGGUGACCCUGCAGAGCGAAACGUCUCAUUUCUUCGGCUACGUCUAUUUCAGACAGGUGAAGGACGUCUCUGUGAAGAGAGGGUACUUCCAGAAGUCGCUGGUGCUGGUGUCCCGGUUGCCGUACACCCACCUCUUCCACUCGCUGCUGCAGAUCAUCGCUCCGGAGUUCUUUGAGAAGCUGGAGCCGUGUCUGGAAGCAGUGUGUAACGAGAUUGACCAGUGGCCUUCGCCCGAGCCCGGACUGACCGUCAACCUGCCGGUGAUGGGCGUGGUCCUGCAGGUGAGAAUUCCGUCAAAGUCAGACAAACCGGGAGGAAGUCCGGUGAGACAGACGGCUAAAGAGAACCUGCUGCCAGCCCCGACGCUGCUGCCGACCAUCCACGAGCUGGACCUGUUCAGGUGCUUCCAGUCCGUCCUGGUCCACCUGCAGAUGCUGUGGGAGCUCACGCUGCUCGGCGAGCCGCUGGUCGUCAUGGCGCCGUCGCCCACCGUCUCCUCGGAAACGGUGCUGGCUCUCAUAGGCUCCAUCAGCCCGUUGAAAUUCUGCUGCGACUUCCGUCCCUACUUCACCAUCCACGACAGCGAGUUCCGGGAGUACACCACCAGGACACAGGCGCCGCCCAGCGUCGUUCUGGGCGUCACCAACCCGUUCUUCAUCAAGACCUUUCAGAACUGGCCUCACAUCGUCAGACUGGCAGAGGUCCGGAUGGCAGGUGAUUUGCCCAAACAGGUGAAGGUGAAGAAACUCUCCAAACUGAAAACUCUGGACACCAAACCAGGGAUCUACACGGCCUACAAGACGUUUCUACACAAAGACAAGAUCCUCAUCAAGCGGCUCUUGAAGGGCAUCCAGAGGAAGAGACCCUCGGAGGCUCAGAGCGCCAUCCUCAGGAGACAUUUGUUGGAGCUCACGCAGAGCUUCAUCAUCCCGCUGGAGCGCUACAUGGCGAGCCUGAUGCCGCUGCAGAGGUCCGUGACGCCCUGGAAGACUCCUCCUCAGAUCCGGCCCUUCAGCCAGGACGAGUUCAUGGCGACUCUGGAGCACGCCGGCCCUCAGCUGACCUCGCUGCUCAAAGGCGAUUGGAUGGGGCUCUACAGGAAGUUCUUCAGGUCUCCGAACUUCGACGGCUGGUAUCGACACCGACACAAAGAAAUGACGCAGAAACUGGAGAGUCUCCACCUGGAGGUCAUCUGUGACGCCGACCUGCUGGGCUGGACCAAGGACAAGUCGGAGGUGGAGAUCGUGGACCUGAUCCUGAAGCUCAGAGAGAAGCUGGUGAGAGCUCGCAGGCAGCAGCUGCAGGUCAAAGACGGAGUUUUGGACAAACUGGAUGUUUUCAUCACGUCCAUCAUCGGCUCGCUGCCCGAAGACCUGCAGACGGUCCUGAACGCGCCGUGACGAGUUCAUUCACUACGAGACCGCCCCGUAUUUCCACAGCCACCUCACCCUGCCUCGCCUUUCACCUCUGACCUGACACAAACCUGACGCCAUCCAUGUCUUCUCUGGUUUUCUCUCCCGUCGGAACGACUGGAAGGAAAAACUAGGAGCUGCAUUUGUUACUAAUGUGAAGAAUGAAUGUUGCAGCUUUAUUUGACGUGUUUUGUUUUGAUAAUGUUCAACGGAUCAUAUUUGGAUUCAUGGAGAUUUUUAUGUUUGUUUUAGACAAAAAACGUUUUGUUUUGUUUUUUUUUAGAUUAAUUUGACGGCAGCAGAAAGAAGUAUUUUUCUAUCGUCGGAGUGAAUGUAACUUGAAUAAUCAGUAAUAAUGAUGUAGUUUACCUCGUUUCGUUUCUUUCCCCCCUAACCGGAGAGAUUUAUUUUGUUUUUUGGAAAUAAAAUCUGACUCACACGA